AUGUCUAACGAUACGCCAAAACCCGUACACAGUCUAGUUCUCGAUGCUGGACCGAUCAUCAAAAAUGAGCCAUCCGUUUCCACCUUAUUAGGACAGGCAGAAUUCCUUUACACCAUCCCCGCCGUUAUCGACGAAAUCCGCGAUGAGACAACGAGAAUGCGAAUCGAAAUGACGCUGAGGCCUUUUCUGAUCAGCAGGCAACCAAAUCCUGCCAGUAUCAAAGUUAUUACGGAUUUUGCGAGGAGGACGGGCGAUUUGGAGGUUCUGAGUCGGCCGGAUGUGCAUUUGAUGGCGCUGGCAUAUGAGUUGGAGUGUGAAAGGAAUCAUGGCGAUUGGAGGUUACGAAGUGUACCAGGCCAGAAGGGUCUGAACGGGAAACCACCGGGUUCAGCUUUAAAUGCAACGGUUGAGAAGGUCGUGGCAGCAGAAGGAACAAAGAGUGAAGAGGCUGCAGAGGCGAAGCAGGAGGAUGUACCAAGAGACACAACUUCCACCAACCAGAGUAUAGAGACGCAACUUGGAAAUACACAUAUAACGCCCGAUUUUGGAAAGGAGGCGAAUGAGAAGGAAUCACAACCAGAACCCGGUCCAGCGGACGAAGAAGCACCACAACCAGCAAACGCCAUCGUCGAGGAACAGCCAAAUGAAGCAGAAGAUUCCGAUGAAGAAGGAUGGAUCACACCUCAAAAUCUAAAGGAGCACCAAGCAAAAGACGCCGAAGGUUCAGUUGAGCCAGCAGAAGAAAUCAAGAUCAUGCAAGUCGCAACCAUUACUUCAGAUUUCGCCAUGCAGAACGUACUUAUGCGCAUGAAUUUGAACCUUCUAUCAUCAUCACUCAAACGAAUUCAACAAGUGAAGACCUGGGUAUUACGAUGUCAUGGUUGUUUUGCCAUCACCAGAGACAUGACGAAGCAGUUCUGCGCUCGCUGUGGAAAAGAUACACUCCUACGAACCUCGUGCUCGACAGACAAAAACGGCAAUUUCCAAGUCCAUCUCAAGAAGAACAUGCAAUGGAAUACGCGAGGCAACGUCUACAGUAUUCCUAAACCCGUUGCGGGUACUUCGAAUGGAAAACUGGUGUCGGGCGGUGGAAAAGGUGGAUGGGGUCAGAGUUUGAUAUUGGCGGAAGAUCAGAAAGAAUAUGUACAGGCUUUGACCAAUGGGCGGAGACAGAAGGAGAGGGAUCUCAUGGAUGAGGAUUAUCUUCCUAGUAUUUUGUCUGGUGAUCGAAAGGGGCCUGGGGGAAGGCCUAGAGUCGGUGCUGGGAAGGGUGUGAAUUCAAAGAGGAGACAUUAA
Molecule: messenger RNA, 1296 nt
Organism: Glarea lozoyensis ATCC 20868
Lineage: Eukaryota; Fungi; Ascomycota; Leotiomycetes; Helotiales; Helotiaceae
Product: NOB1 zinc finger-like protein
Exons: 1
Coding region: 1-1296 (431 amino acids)
Biological process (GO): ribosomal small subunit biogenesis; maturation of SSU-rRNA
Cellular component (GO): preribosome, small subunit precursor
Molecular function (GO): RNA endonuclease activity
Source: RefSeq, a predicted model, not a curated record